AUGUUAAUACGCGAUGAGUUCGAACAAUGUGAGACGGACGUCCGCUUAGACGGCAAAGUGGCGCUUGUGACCGGCGGUACGUCAGGAACAGGUUUUGAAGCUGCUAAGAGCUUAGCUAAACGCGGCGCCAGAGUCAUAAUAGCAAGUCGCAACCCAGCGAAGUUGGAAACAGCAAAGAGAGACAUCAUACAGGCGUCUGGAAACAACGCUGUAGUCGCUAGGCAAAUGGAUUACGAAUCGUUAGCGUCCGUCAGAGAGUUCGCUCGCGAAACGAUUGCGACAGAACCACGCUUAGAUAUACUGAUAAACAAUAUCGGUGCUAUCGGACUCCCCGACAAACUGACGGAAGACAGUCUGCAGCUGAUGAUGCAGGUGAACUACUUCGGGGCAUUCCUUCUAACUUACUUACUGUUUCCUUUGCUGAAGUCUUCAUCACCGAGCAGGAUAGUCAACGUUUCGUCUCUAGCGUUGAUCUUGGGAGAGAUCAACUUUGAGCACAUGAACGAUGUCGGGAAGUAUUCUAACUUCGGUUACUAUUGUAACGCUAAAUUGGCUGCUGUUUUGUUCACUGUGGAAAUGGAUAGGCGAAUCAGAGGGUCGGGUGUGAACGUGUACAGUAUGGAUCCUGGUAUAUCCAAAUCAGAGUUUUUUAGGAACACGGAAAGCGAAUUUUGGAAGAAACUGCUCAAUGGUGCGUUGCAGAUCUUCGGCAGACCUAUUCAUAGAGUAGCUACAAUGCCUGUGUAUUUGGCUGUCGAUCCUAAGUUACAAAAUAGCAGUGGGAAACAUUUCAGAGACUGUGCAGAGUUUUACAGUCAUUGGAGUGUCAAUGAUACGGCGUUUACGAAAAGACUGUGGGACGAGUCGAAGAGACUUGUGAAGAUUACCGAUGCAGAAGACUGGGAGAUAUAA
This is a messenger RNA of Chilo suppressalis (striped riceborer), 912 nucleotides long. The record is from the annotation of a GenBank genome assembly. Lineage: Eukaryota; Metazoa; Arthropoda; Insecta; Lepidoptera; Crambidae.